Molecule: messenger RNA, 4464 nt
Organism: Penaeus indicus
Lineage: Eukaryota; Metazoa; Arthropoda; Malacostraca; Decapoda; Penaeidae
Product: solute carrier family 53 member 1-like
Exons: 14
Coding region: 345-2447 (700 amino acids)
Biological process (GO): phosphate ion transport; cellular response to phosphate starvation
Cellular component (GO): Golgi apparatus; plasma membrane; cytoplasm
Molecular function (GO): inositol hexakisphosphate binding
Source: RefSeq, a predicted model, not a curated record
GCUCGAACCUCUCAGUUGGUGUCUAGACGUGUUGACGAUCUCUUGGGUCUUCAUCCCACGCCUUCUGUCGCAGAGGUUCGGAUGAGGCGGGAGAUUUCAAUUGGAUUUUCAGUGUUGUUUUUAGCGAUCGAACUUUCUUCUCCAGUCCGGCGUGCGUCCAGCCCAGAGAGAGGAUUUAUUAUUCGCCAGACCCCACAGUUCGUGUUGCCAUGGAUGCUGCUGUGACCCCGUUAGCAUAGCCCCAGCGAGUCGUGGUGCUCUCUCGACCUCCAAAGCUCUUGACCCUGCCAAGACUGUGAUCAUCUAGUCACUUGUUGCCAUCAUAUUAAACCCAACACAGCAAAAUGAAGUUCGCAGAGCACUUAGCAGCACAUAUCACUCCAGAAUGGAGAAAGCAAUACAUCAGUUACGAGGAGAUGAAGGCCAUGUUAUAUGCAGCAGUGGAACAGGCACCAUCACCAGAGGUCACAGAGGCAGAAGUUAUCACAAGAUAUUAUGCAAGAUUUGAUGAACAAUUUUUCAGAGUAUGUGAUAAGGAGCUUGCCAAAAUCAAUACCUUUUUCUCAGAAAAAAUGGCAGAGGCUACCAGAAAAUAUACAACACUAAAGUCAGACCUCCAGGCCUCAAAAGAACAACAUGGAGAUGGCCUCAGGAACCGUAAAGGUUUCACAUUCCUUCCCAAGCUAAAUGUCCCAGCAAGAAAGAUGCAAGACCUGAAACUAGCCUUCUCCGAGUUCUACCUGAGUCUCAUCCUCCUCCAGAACUACCAGAAUUUAAAUUUCACCGGCUUUAGGAAGAUCUUGAAAAAACAUGACAAGCUUAUGGCCACAGCUAAUGGUGCCAAGUGGAGAGAAGACAAUGUCGACUGCUCAACAUUCAAUACAAAUAAAGAUAUUGAUAAACUAAUUCAGGAGGUUGAAGGAACCUUUACAUCAGAGCUGGAGCAGGGAGAUCGUGGCAAGGCAAUGAAAAGACUGCGAGUCCCUCCCUUAGGAGAAGCUCAGAGCCCAUGGACAACCUUUAAAGUUGGACUCUUCUUUGGAGCUUUCAUUGUACUAGUUGUGUCCGUCAUUCUUUCAGCAAUCUUCCACUCGAACAACAUCAAGACCGUAAUUGUUCUGCGGUUAUUCAGAGGACCAUUAAUGAUCAUCCUGUUCCUUUUCCUUAUCGGUAUUAACAUUUAUGGAUGGCGGUCUUCCGGUGUCAACCAUGUCCUCAUUUUUGAAAUCGACCCAAGAAAUCAUUUAACAGAACAGCACCUUAUGGAGAUUGCUGCAAUAUUUGGUGUGAUCUGGGCUCUAAGUGUACUAGGAUUUCUAUAUGCCCAUGCUCUGUCCAUCCCCCCGUACACUGUUCCAUUAGCACUACUGUGUUUCAUGGUUCUUUUCCUUCUCAACCCAUCACGUACUUUCCAUCAUGAAGCACGUUUUUGGCUUCUUAAGAAGCUGGGACGUGUUAUUUGUGCACCAUUUUUCUUUGUGCAGUUUGCUGAUUUCUGGCUGGGAGAUCAGUUGAAUACUCUAGUUCAGGUUCUUAAAGAUUUUGAAUAUAGCCUCUGUUUUUAUAUGCAAAGUAAUUGGACUGAUCCUAGUAAAGAUUUAGGGGAUGGUGUUUGUAUAGACAAGACAACAGUGGUGCGUAGCAUUGUGGCAUGCCUGCCUGCAUGGUGGCGUUUUGCCCAGUGUCUCCGUCGUUAUCGCGACACUCGAGAAAUGUUCCCUCAUCUAGUCAAUGCUUUCAAAUAUUCAACAACUUUCUUUGUUGUAACAUUUACAACCCUGACAGAGCUAUAUAAAGAUCAGUAUCAGGAUAACAAAAACAACCCAUUCUUCUACAUGCUGAUUGGUUCAAUGGUGUUCAGCUCAUGUUUUGUCUUCUGGUGGGACAUGGUGAUGGAUUGGGGUCUCUUUGACAAGAGUGCUGGAGAGUACAAAUUCCUCCGUGAGGAACUGGUUUAUUCAUCGCCAUAUUAUUAUUACUUUGGUAUCGUAGAGGACUUCAUUUUGAGGUUCAGCUGGAUAUUUACACAGACCUUAAAAGGAUUGGGAAAUGUCGAGGGUGAAUACAUUAUCUCUGUUCUGGCACCUCUUGAAGUGUUCAGGAGAUUUAUCUGGAACUUUUUCCGUCUGGAGAACGAGCACAUCAACAACUGUGGUAAAUUCCGAGCCGUUCGAGACAUUUCCGUUAUACCCAUGGAUGCAUCAGAUCAAGCACAAAUUGUUAAAAUGAUGGACGAAGUAGAGGGAGUUGUCAACCGAAAGAAAAAGAAGGCUGGCAGUAAACCACGUAAGGCUAAUGAUACUCGGCCUUUGCUUAGUGAAGGAAGUGGUGGUGUUGGUGAGAGUGUUGACGAAGAGGCAAAUUACCUUACCGUCACCUCAGUAGAGCUUCGCAACUGGUUCCGGGGCAUAACAGGACUUCGCAACACACAUACCACUAACUCUUAAAAAACGCAGAUAUUUAUUCUGGUGAAGGGAAUAAAUCAAUAACAGCAUGAAUGUUAUAUCUGUACUGGGAUGUAGUAUUUUAGGCUCUGUUGGAAUUAUGGUGACACUAACUCCUUUAUUGGGACAAGUGUGUAUUGGACUUGUAGUAAUAUACCAGCCUCAUGAGUGCACAUUUCUGGUCACAUAAUCACAUUUUUUUUUUUUUUUUUUAUCUCACUUACCCUUUCUUUCUUUUCCAUUUUAUAACUUUGAGUUAAACCCACAUGAACAGUUGUAUCCUUGAAGGCAUUGAAAGUCCUAACAAUAGGAGAAGGUUCAGCUUCAUGAAUUACUGUGUAUGAAAGGUUAUUACUCUCUUAUACUCAGUACUGUGAACACUUAGUCAUUGCAUGCUUUUCUUUCAGUGGUGUAAUUUUGUAGACUAGACUUUUUGUCAUAUAUGUAUACUGUCAUGAUAUGCAACUGAUUAUAUGUAUUUUUUAAGAAGGUUGAAUUCAUAAGCAUAAAAAUUCUGAAAGGCAGUGUAAUCAAAUGCAGCAGAAUUUUAGGCACUUUACAUUUGAGGGCAAGGUGCAAUGUGACUGUUUGUCCAUAAUUGUUUUAUGUGGAUAUAUAUAAGGCAGUUUGGUUCAGGAAGUGCAAUUAGUCUUUCGUGUUAAGAGAAAAACUUUCAUUUUAUAUUUUUGGGUAAAUUAAACAAAACAAUAGGGGAUAUUGGAAUAUGUAUUUAUAUAAUGUAAAUAAUAAAUUAAUAUUUUAUCAAGUGCUAGAGAUUAUAUUAAUUUGAUUUUGUAGGUUAAGAAUAAAUUUUAUAAUUUUCUCAAUAUAUAUAUUUUUCCAAUAUCAAAAUUGCCUUUUCCAUUGCAAAUUACUAAUGAACUUUAAAUUCAGAUUUUAAUUAGAUGUGACCUAGACAUUACCAUAAUGUCCACUUGAAUGUGUGACGACAGUACCUUUUUCUUAACUUGUGUUUGAGAUGUUACACUGAAAAGUAUUUAAUUUUAUUGUUGAUUACUAACAUUUUAUUUCAGAGUUUAAACAGUUUAUAUUUUCCCAUAUACUGUAGUAAGAAAGACCACAGGGUGUAAAUGCUGAAAUUAUUAUUAAGUCUUGACAUGUUUUAAUCAGAAGUUAGUGAAUUGCAAGUUUGUGGACUUAUUUAGGUUAUGAAUUUUAUUCACAUCUGAAUUGACCUAUAUACAUUUCAAACCAAUGGUACUGUUUGUAAGCAGUACAAGAAAUGUAAAUACAUCAGAAAUUUCCUUUUAGCUUUGGAGUUUAUGAAAUAUAUGCCAAAGAAACAAAAGUACAUCUUCCAGUUAUUUGGAACUGUUCGAUGCUUACUUGAGAGCCUGCAAGCCUCUUUAUGUCACUGUCUUUACUUCUUAACUUUGCAUUCCAUUGGUAUAUCAACACUUGAUGUUCAAACUCUUCCUGAAUUUUCUUGUAACUAUGUUUAUCAGAAACCAGUACAUAUACCUGCCACAUGAAUAUACUCUCUUUUAAGUUUCUGAUGUAAGUGUUCAACUGGGAAAUUCAGGGUAUUGACUAUCAUUUGACUUCUAGGCUGACAUGUAGGGUAGCUAUAGAACAUGCAGUCUCAGAAAAGGAAAUAACCUACAACCAUCAAGUCUUCUAUUUUAUUUCAAUCAGCCGAAUACACAGUACUUAUGCAGACGUAUAUAUUAUUUAUUUUUAAAACUCUUAUACGGUAUUCUCAAUGCUUUACACCAGUUUGUUACCAAGAGACUUGGUAGAUUGGAGUAUGCUAGAGUUAGAUGGAGUAUAGGAGUUCUAGUAGAGACUGAAAAUGUGUUGACCUACUGAUUGACAUAAGAACAAAAUAUAGUUAUAAAGAUUUGACAUGAAAUGCUCUGGUAUGUAGAUGUUGUUUGUACUGCCGCUUGAAAUUGAUGUUUAUUACUGCUGUUUACAAUAUGACAGAAGUGAUAUUACAAAAAAAAAGAAGGACAAAAUUGAAGAUAUUUUUCAUUUUGUAUAAAGUACUGGAAAAUAA